Messenger RNA from Acinonyx jubatus (cheetah), 17682 nucleotides. RefSeq names its product protein serine kinase H1 (gene PSKH1). Gene Ontology annotation, molecular function: ATP binding; protein kinase activity. Bases 1252 to 2526 code for a protein of 424 amino acids. The transcript is spliced from 3 exons. NCBI's taxonomy places the organism in Eukaryota, Metazoa, Chordata, Mammalia, Carnivora, Felidae. Gene Ontology annotation, biological process: protein phosphorylation. The record is from RefSeq and is a predicted model, not a curated record.
UUCUGAGCUCAGUGUUUUAAUACUUUUAUACUUUUUCAUUUUUGUACUUGUAAUACAUAUUGAAAUACUCUUCUUUACCCCACCCCUAACCACCAGAAUGGAAAAUUUACAUCUAUCCUUUAAAAUCCAUCUUAGAUUACCUUUCCUUGGAAAAGCCUCUCUUGCUUUACAAGUAACCAUUGGCUCCUCGGUCAUUUUAUUCAUGUGACUACUGUUGAGUAUAUCAUGUUGUGUCGCGUGAUGGUGGGAGUGAGUCUCCUGUCUGCAUCUGAGUGUCUGGCUGGCUCUGUGCCUGCUAUAAAGUAGGAGCUGAAUGGACUGGGAUGGGUUGUUGGUUUUAGAACCAGAUUCAGCUAUAUUACUGAGCUCCUAUUAGGGGCCGCGAUCAGAAAUGAGCACAGCAAAUGUGUAUCUCUUGUUUGCACAUGCACAUGUAUGCAUGUGGUAGGUGGUGCAGCCUUGUCAACUUUGAUGGUCUAAAAUCUCAUGGGGUAAAUUUUCAAGAUACAAAUUCAAGAGUCUCACUCUCUGAUAUUUUGAUUUAGAAUAUCUGGAAUCUGGUAGGAAACUGUAUUUUGGAAAAAAAAAAAAACACUUCAGGUGACUUUGCUCCCUAGUUGAACAUCUUUGUCAUUGCACUAGGAAACUGUUGGGUCUUCUUUGUCCAUUGGGAAGGGCUUAGCUGUGCCAUAUGGACUCCUGUUAGAGUCUCAUUGCCCAUACUUUGGGGAGGCAGUAUGAUUCUCUUGAGUAGUUUGUGGUAGUAGUUUGAGCUUUGGAAUCAGAAAGACUUGGAUUCAUUUCUUGGUGUUUGUGAGAUCUUGAGGUCCUUGAAGUCCCACUUUGCUCAUCCCAAAAUAGCAGUAAUCAUGGCUACUGUGUGUAGUUACAUAGAAGAGUGGGAGUGCAUAUAAGAUACUUAACACAGUUGGAACUCAGGAAAUGGAAGACAUUGUUAUCAUUAAUGGCUGUUCUCCCAGAGUGUGUCCCUUAUCAAAAGGAGAUCUCAGGAAGCCUGUUGGCUCUUCAAAUGGAGUCUCAUGUAGGAAGCUGCCUUAUGUAAUUUCCUCAAGGUAAUUUCUGCUUAUCAAGGAAAGCUAUGACAAAACUGUGCUUCUCCUCAGGGCAGUUGCAGUUGGUCUUUCCCCUGGAAGAAAUUUGGAAUGCUGACUCAUUAGAGGGUGUAGACGGGGCACUGCCUGCAGAGCAGGUCCUGCCGGCCUCGUUGGAGAGGAUGCCCCCGUGUCCGUGAUGGGCUGUGGGACAAGCAAGGUCCUUCCUGAGCCGCCAAAGGAUGUCCAGCUGGAUCUCGUCAAGAAGGUGGAGCCCUUCAGUGGCACUAAGAGUGAUGUGUACAAGCACUUCAUCACAGAGGUGGACAGUGUUGGUGCUCUCAAAGCUGGGUUCCCAGCAGCCAGUCAGUGUGCAAACCCCUGCCCUGGUGCCCCCACUGUCGGCCACACAGAGCCUCCCUCAGAACCACCACGCAGGGCCAGGGUGGCUAAGUAUAGGGCUAAGUUUGACCCACGUGUGACAGCCAAGUACGACAUCAAAGCCCUGAUUGGCCGAGGCAGCUUCAGCCGGGUAGUACGCGUGGAGCACCGUGCAACCCGGCAGCCGUAUGCCAUCAAGAUGAUUGAGACCAAGUACCGGGAAGGGCGAGAGGUAUGUGAGUCAGAGCUGCGUGUGCUGCGCCGGGUGCGUCAUGCCAACAUCAUCCAGCUGGUGGAGGUGUUUGAGACGCAGGAGCGUGUGUACAUGGUGAUGGAGCUGGCCACUGGUGGAGAGCUCUUUGAUCGCAUCAUCGCCAAGGGUUCUUUCACUGAGCGUGAUGCCACACGGGUGCUGCAGAUGGUGCUGGACGGUGUCCGAUAUCUGCAUGCGCUGGGCAUCACACACCGAGACCUCAAGCCCGAGAAUCUGCUUUACUACCACCCAGGCACUGACUCCAAGAUCAUCAUCACUGACUUCGGCCUGGCCAGUGCCCGCAAGAAGGGUGAUGACUGCCUGAUGAAGACCACUUGUGGCACACCCGAGUACAUUGCUCCCGAGGUCCUGGUCCGCAAGCCCUACACCAAUUCAGUUGACAUGUGGGCACUGGGUGUCAUUGCCUACAUCCUGCUCAGUGGCACCAUGCCCUUUGAGGAUGACAACCGCACCAGGCUGUACCGGCAAAUCCUCAGGGGCAAGUACAGUUACUCGGGGGAGCCCUGGCCCAGUGUGUCUAACUUGGCCAAGGACUUCAUUGAUCGCCUGUUGACGGUGGAUCCUGGCGCCCGUAUGACUGCACUGCAGGCCUUAAGGCACCCGUGGGUGGUAAGCAUGGCAGCCUCUUCAUCCAUGAAGAAUCUGCACCGCUCCAUCUCCCAGAACCUCCUCAAACGUGCUUCCUCCCGCUGCCAGAGCACCAAGUCGGCCCAGUCCACGCGUUCUAGCCGCUCUACACGCUCCAACAAGUCACGCCGUGUGCGUGAGCGGGAACUGCGGGAGCUCAACCUGCGAUACCAGCAGCAGUACAAUGGCUGAGCUGCUGGCUACGGCCCAGACAUGCCAUGGUCCCAGCUUGGUCAUGCAUCACUGUGCCAUCUGGCCCUGAUGCCCUCUCUGGAGAUAGGCCUGUAUGGCCGGCAGCAGGUGAAUGGCCCUACCCACUUCUCUUCAGCAGCCCCCAUCCUCAUCCUGGGCCUGAGCCUGGUGUGACCAAGUGGAGGGAGCCUGGGGACAUGUGAGCCCUCUGAACUGGCACCGGUGCUCCUUUUGGUGAGCAACUGCUCUGCUACCAGUUGGGAAAGGGUCAGGACCUGGCCUCGGGCUCUUUCACCCCUUGGCUCUUCCCCAAGACCAAAGAGGCAAGCUGUGCCAGGUAGAGGGUGUCCUGUUGUCCCAGGACUCUUUGGGACAGUUACUUCUGAAACCCUCUUUUCUCCACUGAACCUUCAUCUCUGGCCUCCCACAUUCCAUUGCAUCCUGAUCUGUAACACAGAGAGAGGCCCAGGUAGGCCCAAAGCUUGUGUCUUGGCUGGACUCCCAGCUAAGUCUAAACAGUCUCCCACCUCUCACCCAAGAUCUGUCUUCCUUCGUGGUACCCCCAGAGGCCCCUCCUGGACUCAGGACUGGCUAGAACCUCUGGUGGUAGGGCCAUGGCAUAGUCCUUGGCCCUUUUGGACUGUGUGGCCAUGUUGGUAGCAGGCUUGCUCCAGGCUCUAACCUCUCUCUGACAGUGGGAGGGAGAGCUCCUGCCCACCAGCCCAUUGCUCUCAGUGCCUUCUUUGCAGAGCCCACUAUCACUUCUUUCUCCCCCUUGGAUGCCCAUUCUAUUCCCUAGGUGCCUCCUUCCCAACUGUGGGGGAUUAAAGGGAGCCCCACUGCUGCUACCUGGGGAAUGGGGGCACCUGGGCCAAGGCACAGGCCAGGGGCUUCCCAGGGAGAGCCCCAUCAAUAUUCCAGUGUCAGCCCUAGUUCUACCCUUGGUACUGCCCAAUGUCCCUUCCCUUCAGGCUCUGCAGUGGCAUAAAGGCGCCAUCUAGUGUCUGGCAUGAGUAUGGGCAGCCUGGGAAUGACCACUGUGCUCACCCUUCAUCUUCUAGAGGAAGUGGGAAGGAAGGAGCUGCUGUGUUGAGGAAAGGUCCCAGGCUGCUCAGCCCUCCCCUUCUGCUGAGCUUCUGCACAGCUUCAGUUGGAACUUAGCCAUACUGUGUGACCUGCCUCUGAACCCUGAGUGCCUGGGGCCCUGGCCUUCUCACAACUGGCCUUGCUUGGGCCAGCCUGUCCUUGCUUCCUUUCACAGCAUUACCUGUCCAUCCUGGGCCCUGCCGAAUCUUAGGUUGGAGGGAACUCCUGCAGGAGGUGGGUGGAAUUGGGUGGCUGCUCUCCCGGAGGCCUGAGCCAGACCAUUCCUGUGUUAGUCAAGGUGCCUCCCCACCACCACAAACAAGGCUGGAACCCAAGUCCCCUUCUUCCUCAGCUGCUUUCAGUGGCAGGAAAGGAGGUGUGGCCCAGCUUUAGCUGUAGCUAGAUUGCAGGGCCUCUGCCAGCUGGGAGAGACUGGCCCUCACUCAGUUUUUCCCAGUGGGUAGCCUUGGGCGAGGCCCUCCUCUUUCUGCAUGUGCCCACCUCCAGUGGGAAACAAGGCCAAAGAGAACACUCUGGGCCAAGUCGACUGCCUUAAACAUUCCCUCCUAUCCUCAGUGCUCCUGGCACAAGGCAGCAGAGAGCCCAAGCCCUGUGGCCUCAGAAUUCCCCUCACUUCCCCAAGUGCCUCUGGAGGCCUGAACCCUGGGGAUUUAUUUCCUCUCUUGUCCAAGAUAGGCCUGACCCUAAGGGUAGGACAGAGGGAGGUUGGAGACAUGGGCCUUUAUGCCAUGGACCGUAGAUGGAGAGUGUGCAGUUAUUUAUUUUGUGUACUCAGUUUGUAAAUGUAUCCUCUGUACUCAAUAAACAUGCUGCCCUCCCCAGGGAAGGCUGCCCAUCCAUUCUCACAGCCCAGGCUCCUUGCUGUGGACCAGGGGAGGAGAUACCCUGCCAUGCCAGAAGUCAAAGUCCCAGGAGGGGAAGGGGACUCCCAGGAGCCUCUCCCUUCCCUUAUAAGGACAGACAAGAAUACACAAGAGGACAGAGCAUGGCGUCUUUAUUGGAUUGAGAUGGGGAGAGGGCCUGUGGUAGUCUCAGUUGUAGGCUAUGAUCUGGUUGAUCCAGGUGCUGAACUUGCUAACCCGAGUGUAUAUGGCAGGCUUGUGCACGUUGCAGUUGCUGGUGCCCCAGGAGACAACGCCAAUAAGCACCCACGUGUUCCCUUUCUGGCAGACAAGAGGCCCUCCAGAGUCUCCCUGAGGGAAGGAGAGGGGAGAAGUCAGCUCGGCGAUUAGGGGGUGUCACAGGACAGUGAGAGGAUAAGACAGGGUGCUGUUGCUCACCUGGCACGAGGAGGCCCCUGAGCCGCCUGCACAGAUCAUGGAGUCAGUGAUACGUGAGCCCCAGUACUGCCUGCACUGACUCACAGUGACCAGGGGCAAAGCCACCUGCUGCAAGCGUGCUGGGGUCACAUUGCCUGUGGGCCAGAAGGGGGUGGUUAGGCCCGGGAUGACUUGUUCCCAUCCUAGCCCUCUCACCCAGAUUUUUGGCCCAAGUUCCUACCCACGCCGCUGAGGCGUCCCCAGCCAGUGGUGGCACAUGUGAGGCCUGCAGGCAGUGCCUCAUUUGGAGAAGCCAGGCAGACUGGUGUGAUUCGUUUUGUGUACUGGGCCGGGGAGGCGAGCUUCAGUAGUGUCAGGUCAUUGUUUAGGGUGGUAGGGUUCCAGAAAGGGUGCGUGAUGGCCUGUGGAACCAGGAAGGGGCCACGUAGAAUGGGGGGUGGGCACAGGCCUCCAGUGUUGAUAGGUGCUGAGGGGCUAGCCUAGGGCAUGCCUUGAAUUCCUCAUCCCCAGAGCCCACCCACCUGCCCCAUCCACUCUUCCUUUCCGUGUCUGUAGCCCAGACACUCACCUUUGAGAUGGACAGAACCUGCAAAGGCUCAGCAUUGGAUGAUCGGUCAUAUUCGCCCAGGACAACAAAGUGGCGGCCAGGGCUGCAGUGAGAGUGGGGUUGGGCAGCCGCAGGGAGAGCAGAGCAACAAAAGAAGGGCAUCCAGGGAAAGGAGGUUGGAGAGGAGGGCUAGGGGGCAGAGUGGGAGUACUCACAUGACUUUGCAAUGGGCAGCAGUGACCACCCAGGACUGGCUGAUGAGGGAACCACCGCAAAAGUGGAAGCCACUGCUAUCCUGGGGUCAGGAGUCAGAAGUGGGAGUGGGCUCAGGCUAUGCCUAGGCAGGAAGCACCUGGUACCCUGCCCCACACCUAGGGUGCAUGUACCUGCAGGGACACCUGCCAGGGCCAGGAGCCUGGCACUGCAUUCUCCCCGUUGACAAUCCUCUGGCUGAAGCUCAGUACCGGCUUGAUGGCAGGAAUGCCGCAGCCUGCUCUGCCAUUGGACUGGUGAGGACCUGCUUCUCACACCAGCCUGCCCACCUCUCCCCACCUCCUCCUGGGUGCCCCCGGCUCUGCCCCAGAGGUCCAAAUCAGAGGGCUCGUCACUACCCCUUCUCACCCACAGCACUUUUAGGUAUCUCAAUUACCCAUGUCCAACUGGCCCCCAAUUCUGUCCAUUCUCUGACAGCUCUCUCCAACUUACUCCCCAUUGUUCCCCAACUUCACCACCACCCACCAUUUUUCUCCCUGACCCCUGGGAUAGUCUCCUCUCUAGCCUCGCACCUGCUCCAGGCCUCCACAGCCAGAGGUUUCUCCCUGAACUACAUGUCCAACCUUCAUUUCUCAGUUUCCUAAACCCUCCCUGGCUCCUAGCUCUGGCCUUACCUCCUGUCCCAUUUUGAGGCCAGCCCCUGUGCACCUCUUGCCCCCCUCCAGCCCUGGCACAUCCUUUUCUGCUUUACCCAUUCUGUCCACCUGGUUCCCUUCCCGGCAGCCCAGCUGAGCCCCUGGGCAGAAAGCCUGGGCUGGCUUUGGGGGCUAGGUUGCUUGAGGGCUGGUCAGUCAGGGCUGGUCCAGGCCCACUCACCCCAGGAGGAGCCAAGGAGGCCCAGGCUAAGGGUCAGGCUGAGCAGCAGCAUUGUGGCAGAUGUGAGGUUGAGAACUGGGCCUGGUUUUAUGGAUCUCCUCGUCCUUGGGCCAAAGUCCCAGGCCUGAGGCAAGCCAUGCUCUGGUCAGGAGGAGGGUCUCUAGGCCAAGGUCCUGGACUCAGGCCUGGACUUAUCAGAGCCCAGGUGUGAGGCUCUCACUUCCACCCUCCAAAACCUGGUCUCUGAUUGGCUCCCUGAACUACCUCGCAUCCCAAGUGUUGAGCACUGGGUAGCAAGGACCUAUGGUGAAAUUAGGCUUAUGGUAACCACUUGGUGGCUGGGAUCAGGGAAGUUUCCCAGGGCUGUCAGGGGCAUCAGACUUAGAAGCCUGCUCUGCACCCGGGGGUGAUCCUGACAGGUGGAGGGAAGGUCCAGCUGUACCAGCCCUGCUGAGGAAGGCCAGGGCCAUGUGGCCAGCACAGGGGUUCUGGCAGGUCACAAAUCCUAACAGAUAGCAUCUCUGUGACCCCUCACCAACUUGAACAGGAGUCCGUUUGCUCAGAGAGAUGGUGACUCUCCCACCAGCACAUGGUGCAUUUGGUUCCAAACCUUCAUCUGUCUGGCUCUGAAGCCCAUAUUCUUGUUGAUGAAAUGAUAUCUGGGAGGGGCCUAGCACACAGGAGGGUAAGGUGUGAGUCCUUGGUGAUUGGCUGACCUUGGAUGGAGGUUACAGAUACAAGGGUGACGGCCAUCAAUCUCUGACAGCCUCCAGGCCUUGGGGCUUCUGUGGGCAAGCUCUUAGUGUCUGCAGCCCAUUUGUUGUAGAGCUCCAGGCUGAGCCUGCACUGAGGAAGAGAAGACGACCCUGUGUGCAAAGCUGUAGUGGGUAAGUUGGCUGGGCUCCUAGAGGUGUGGGGGCUCUGACUGAUUCAAAAACAUCAGUCAGACAAAUAAGAUGAGUUAGUGGUUGAACAGAGGGAUGGAGGGACAGAAAUGUGAUCAAGCAGUUAUAACACAAUACUAAUUGCAAAGUUGAUUGUGGGUGUAUAGGUGUUUGGUGUACAAUUCUUUCAACCUCUGUGUUUUAAAAUCUUCAUAGUAAAAUACUGGGGGGAAAAGCAUAAUCAGGGUCCUAAGGAUGUCCAUCCCAGAGUAGACCCUCCCCAGAGGUUGGGCAGACGCUCACCGUUCCGGAGGUCCAUUUCAGUCAGCCGUUCUGAGGGCAGGAUGCUCCUGCCAGCACACAGCACCUAGGCUGGCCCGCAGUGGGUACUCAGCAGUGGGUUUGCUGGAUAAAUGUGUCAUGUCAUCUCUCUCGGCAUGAGCCCUGACCCCAGUCAGCCCAGCAAAGUUGGGAGUCAGUUCCCCUGUUCACAGCUCAGCAUGUGCAAAUAGAAGCCCUGUUUGGUGUCAGCACCUCAGGUGUGCCUGGUCACGGGAGGGGUUUCACAGGUAAAAGUGUUGCAGGGGUGAGGAGUGUUUUGUGAAAACGUACUCUUGGAGUCAGGGAGCAGUUCCUCGGUCAGCACUUUAGCCCUCAGUGGGGUCCAUGGGGGCCUCCUUGACUGAGAGCUGUGGGCUUUGUCCUGGGACACUGAUGACCCACGGAAAGACUAGGUAGGGGCAGCACAUGUGGCCCAUCUGGGUUUUACAACAGUCCCCAGUGGACCAGAGGCCAAGAGCAGUGCAUGGGAGUGGUAGGGGGGCCUCUGCAGUGUGGAGAGUCAGGAGGGGGCUUUCCAGCUGGAGCUGUAAUGCUUGCCUGGGGGACUGGAGGAGUAGAUGCCUGAGGCGAUGGGUGGUCACCUCUUAGGCCAAGCCCUGAAACCUUGGCAGGGAGUGGCUUCUUCAGAUGUAACUUGGCCACAGAGUUCUCAUGGCUGCUUUUCCCCCUCCACCCAGGAAGAACAUAGCCAUCUGUUUAAAUAUAUAUAUAUAUUUUUAUUUCCUGGGUUUAUUCCCUCUUGUUCCAAGCUCUGAGCACCAUCCUACUUCACUCCACUUCCAUGGCCUGCACAGUUUCUUCCAGCAGCUCCAGGGUCAGUGGCUUCACUGUCUGGGACAGGACAGCUGUGGUCCCAGGAGCAAAGCGGUACUGGCUAGGCCUGGGAGAGGGAAGGGAUGGCCUCUCAACUUGGGCCCAUCAUGUGGCCCAUCUGUUUCUUGCACCCCCUGUCUCCCCUGCUACUGCCCCAUCCUCCCUAGUGGUCCCCCAUCUCCCAUGCUCUCACCUUUUUAAGGGCCUUGUGGGUGAGCUCAAUGUUCGCAGAAGCUUGGCGCCAGUCCCCAUUAUCACACAUGCAUCCACACUGCCCCCAGAGCCCAGGUCACCUAGGAUCCCUGCAGUGAUGGCUUCCACUAGCAGCUCCUGCGCGGCCUCCAGCUGUGAUGAUACAGGUAUGUGAUGCCUGAUGGACCCUUUUGGUAUCACCUUCAGGCUACAGCCUAGAGGUUUUGUUCGUCUCGAAGCCCAGACUAUUUACCAUUUGCUCAUACCCAAACCCCUCUCUUUCCCUACUCCCAUCUCCAGCCCAAGCUCCCCUGCCCUGGUCUCUGCCUCCCUCUCUCAGAAGACCCUGUGUUCCUAUUGCCCCCCAUCUUCAUAAACCUCUUUGAGUCACUUACACUUGUGGUUCUGCUUCCAGGGCUGUCCACCCAACCAAUAUGGUCUUGAUCCCCAAUCUACUGUUUCACUGCGUUUUCCCUUCUGGUCCUUAGGCACCUCUGAAGCAACACAUGUCACCCACUUCCAUCCCACCCCAAACAAAAUCCAGACCCCACUUGCUGUUCCCUCCUCCUUGAGCUUCAAACGGUCCUCUCUGAGCUUUGACUUCUCCAGGAGUACAAACUUUGGCACUAACGGUGGUCUGCUGGAAUAGCACUUCUUCACUCUAACUCCACUGGCCCCUCAGUCUUGACUCAGUCGUCACCUCCUCCAAGAAGCCUUUCCUGACCUCUAGACUAGGUCAGGAUAUCUCUGUGUUAUCCCAGCUCCAACGUGCACUUCCCAUCAAUGAACGCGUAGUGGGCGACAGGUGUUGCUCACCCCCAUGUUGGGCUGGAACCGAUCCUCCAGUACCGCCAGGGCUGCGUCCUGGCCCGAACCUGCAGGCAGGAGAGCAUCUGAGGUAAGUCCCUGCCAUCCCAUUGCCGGAUGAAGGUGAGGCCAGGGUCGCAGGGGCGGGAUUCGUGGGGAAGGGGCGGAAGUGUUCACCCAGGGCUGUGAAGGGCAGACGGCUGUAGGAGCCGUGGGGGUGCACGCUGUAGAGUUGCGGUCCGGUCAGGUCUACUCCGCCCACUAUCAGCGACGCGCCCACGUAGCCCCGGUACCUUUCGCAGAAUGGGCGUGGUGAGCCGCAAGCACCCGGCUUCAGGUCCCGCUCCUCCGUGACACCGCCCCGAACCCACCCCUCCCCCACUCUUUUCUGUUGUUUGGCGUCCCUGGACCAACAUUGCUCCUUCCUGUUGCCCAGCUCCACUUAGGCCUGCCUUUUCCGGUCUCCGGGGCUUUCUCAGUCCCGCCUUUCAUCCCGUCCCACUUCCUCUCAGCCCCACCCUCCCUGCAACAUCCCUUCCCCAGGGUCAUCUUAGCCCCGCCCAGCACCGGAAGAGCGUUUGGCGCAGAACGCGCGUAACCGUGGCCACACGGGGCUCGCGGCCCGUGGACAGGGCGUGUAGCUCCAUGUUGGACGCCGCCAUUCGCGUGGUCAUCUCGGCGUCCGCGGCUACUCCAGCCCCACAGCAGCUGAGAACGAAGGGAGGGUGGGUGUGGGCGGGGCUGAGAUGGAUGUGCUGUGUCGGGGAUGCGUGGGGGAACGGGGUCGGGGAUUUCUCACUAGAUUUUGGGGGCGAUGAAGUGGAUCUUCUUACAGCUUUUGUCCAUCACUAUGGAAUCUCUGGUGGCCCGCGUAUCCGCGCCCAGGAGGACUCCGUCCUGGGGAGGGGGAGGGGCCUCUAGCUCAGUGUUUGUCGGAUCCCCCCAGCAGCCCCUCUAAACACUCCAGUCCCAACUCCCUGCUCACUCGGAACACAAGGCCCGCGAUGGUGGUACCAGUCUUGUGUGCUUGAGGGCUCCGGAACCCCGGGAGGACGCGUUCUAAGGAUAAGUUUCUGGAAACAGAGUGUUAAGGCCCAGGUUGAGGCUCUUCUGGGACUCCAUCACAUCCUCCAACUCUGUCCCAGCCUCCCUCACUUCUCAGGGUGAGCUUGGGAAUACAAGUCGCCCAACACAUGUUGCCGUCCCUUUGCCCCCUCCAGAAAUAAAGGUCCUGGGGCUUCUGGGAGUAGAAACUGCAGAGCCAGCUCACCCCCACAUACCUCUGGCAGUUCUCGAAAGAGAAGCCCCCUCGGGGCUCUAGCGCUGGCUUCAGCAUCUUGAGGUGGGCAGGCUGGUCCAGGGGUUGGGGGUCGAUGUGGGGGACCAGCCCAGAGUGAGAAAGACCAAAGCCUUGGUCCUCUGUCAGCGUCUUCCCCACGCCCCCCUUGGCGUCUGACUCUUCCUGCUUUCGCUUUCACCUUUCCUCAGAGCCUGGCUGUCACCUUUGUGCAUCUUCUCCUUUACUUCUGGCCCUAAGCAGCUUGGCAAAGGGGAGGUUUCCUUGCUUGGCUCUCCAUCAUGCUCCCUAGUCCUCCGUCUUAACAGAGGGACAGAUCCCUCCCUCUGACCGUUGUUCAGCAGCUUCUGCCUCUUCCAGCCUGAGCCCCAAGCCUUGCCUGUCCUGACCCCAACUCUAACCUCAAGUCCCUCAGCCCUAUGGCUGUCAUAUUGGCCAGGCUUCUGUUACUGCCCUCCCAACAUUAUCAGGCAUGGCUGCCUUUUGUCCUUCAGCAUCCACUUUCUCUCAGUUCCUCUCUUUUGUUGCCUUUGCCUCCUCCCUGAAACUUGAAACCCCAAAGCUCAGUCCUCCAUCAUGGUGACACUGAUCCUUCCAGCUUCCCGGUCUCAGAUGGUGUCUUCUAUCUAACAGAACAGGUGCCAUGGGGCUGCCCAUCUAGUGGCCCGGAAGCAUGCUGGGCUCUACCCAUGGACAAGCCUUAUUUCACAUCCCAAAUUACCCUUUAUUUAUCCACAUCUUUCUCCUACCGCUUUAGCCUCAGCUAGCAUCCUCUCUCUCCUGGGUACUGCACUGUCCUCCCUGCCUUCCCCAAGUUUCUGCCCCUACCCACCACCCCCAGGCUCCCCUUUACUUUUCAGAGAAGGGACUCUUUCUAGAUUGGAAAUCUGGUUACACUCUUUCCCUAGUUAACCCCUUCAGCAACUGCAUAUUGCCCUUAGGCUCAAACUCAAGUCUUUUCAGUGGCCCACAUUACCCUUCUCAUCCCAUCUGAUCUCAGAAUAGCCAUCACUUCCUCUGGGAAGCUUUCCCUGACCCACACACAAGAUUCUGCCCCUUGGUGCUCCCUAAACUUUUCUCUCAGACCACUUAGCUCCAAUAAUUAAUCUUUCAUUAGAAGAAUGAUCUGAUUAGCGACUGAAUCUCCCUCAGAUUCUAAACUCUUGUGCUUCUGUCACAGGCUUAGCACUCACAAGUCCAUGUCCACAGGUGGGUUCUGCCUUCCCUUGGGGGUGUGGGUGGGACAGCUCACAUCUUCCCUGCCUUGUACCCUUAGCUCCACGUGCCUCCAUCCCACAGCUAUGUGUGCAAUUAUCUCCAGUCGCCCACCCCCAGAGCAGAGGCAGGCACAAGGCAGGCUAUGUGCUACAUAAACAGCUCAACCGGGAGAGUGGGAAGCUAUCAUCCUGGUGCUCAGUUCAAUCUCAGGCUUCAUCAAAGCCCAUCUUGCCCUUAUGCUCCACAAAGCACCAGGCCUAUGGCUAUUGCUUGGUGGAUACUGGUGCCUGGAUGCCACUGCCUCCUCUGCAACCCACAACACACAUGUCAAAAGUUAAAGAGCAAAAGAGGGUCUUUAUUCAGGGGGUCGGGGCCCUGGGCUGGCAGCUGGGGGUGCAGGGGUACGACGUCGGUAGGCACCCAGCAGGAUGGCAUUGAUGUGCUCCAACGUCUGGUUGCUGAAGACCAUGUUGAGGUGCUGUGUCCCAUGCAGAGGCAGCAGAUGCACAGGCUGUGGCUGGCGGCUCUGCCAGCGGGCACAGAGCUCAGUGCUGCGUGUGGCCACAGUGUCGUCACCGUCCUCAUAGAGUACCCCCACGGGGUCUGUGUAGGGGAAGCCGUGGUCAAAGAUGUAGGUGUUGGGUGUGGGCAGGCCCACGCCAUACAGACAGUAUACUUCCACUCCAGGUGCUGGGAGGCCUGCCAGUAGGUCACGUGACUGUAGCCACAUGUACCAGCCUUCCUCAAAGUGCAAGUCUGCAAAGAAGCGCUGGAAGUCACGGCCUGUGUAGUUGAAGCUGGGCGUGGAAAUGAACACAUGGUCUUCAGGCCAUACCUCUCUGGAAGGAAACAUCCAAGGGGAGGUCGUUGUUAUGCGCUGUUCCUCUCUCAGCUUGAUGCUGGACACGAUCGGGAUGCCCUGGUUGUCACCUGUGAACACGAAGCAAGGUGGGUCAGGGAGCCAGGUCUGGGUCCCUUGGGCCCACAACUUGCCCCCAACCCAAGUUCAGCUGGAUGCUAAAUCUUGUCCCUACCCAAUCCAAAUCGAGCCUCUGAGCAGGCCUCUGAGCAGUAGGUGUUCAAUGUGUGCUUUUUAAAUGAGAAGCCCUGAUGGCAUGUCUGUGGGGCACAGCUGUAGAGCCUCAGGAGGAGGCCAGGGAAGGAGGGGCCUCCUGAGGACGGGUGUACAUGUGUGAAUGUGGGAGGAUGGUGCUGGUGGUUCUCCCUCAGCUAAUUGGCCCCUGUGGCCUGCGCUGCACAGGGGUCAGAGCUCCCUUCUGGGAAGGAUGAUAUUAGACUGUCUGUGUUUGGCACUUACUGACGUAGUCUGAUGAGUGUUUCCCUCAGCAGACUGUGAGCUACUAGGGGGCAAGCUGAGUAUGGCUAUACCCUGCAUACAGUGCGUGCUCAACAAGUGAUAGCUAUGCCACUUCUCAGAGAAGGGCAUAAGGGUUUCUAGGGUCUGGCCCUGGCUUUGGCAGAUCUGUCCUUAAUAGACAGAUCCCUGGGAAAAUGGGCUCCUGGAAGCAGAGGCAGCUGAAAGCUGAGUGGGCAGGACCUGAAACCACAAGAAACAGACCUAGGUCCAUGAGUCAGAUUGUUGGGGUUCACUUCCUUUCUGUUUACUCUCCUUUUGUCACUGAAGCACCAAAUCACCCAGACUUCUGGCAGGAGCUACUCUAAUGUCUAGGCUAGGGGGCCAGUGACAAGGGCCAUGCCUCAGGGGUGGUAAAUUACGCACUUAGCCUGACAUGGUGAGCACAAGCAGGAGUGAGGGCAGGCCCAUGGUCAGCUUCAUCCCUCUCACUCCAACCCCCUCAUUGACACAGGUGGUCCAAGGCCUCACCUGAAGCCAAGACCAGCAUGGGCUUGACGGAGCCCCCCCAAGGAGCCCCAAGAGAGAUGAAUCCAUCAAUGAAGCGGUCCUUCCAGGCCUGGGGCUGGCGCAGCAAGAAAUAGAGCAAGUGUAGGCAACCAAGGCUAUGACCAAUGAGGAAGACAGGCUUUCCAUAGGCAGCAUGCAUCUCCUCCACCAGCCCAGCAAGCUUCCGGUAGUAUUGCUCCUGCUGGCCUGAAGUAGGGUGGAUGGGGUCAGGGCAACGGAUGGGGUCAAGGCCCAUCUGCCCUGCCCCAAGCCUUCAGAGACACUCACUCGGCUCCAGCCGCCAGUCGUAGGGGGCGGCCCUCACUGUCUCAUCGCGCACAUACCCGUUGUUGACCAGAUUCUGCACUAGUGUGUGCAUGUAACCUGUAGGGGAGGCAGCAGCAUUGGAGGCUCUGGUCAUGGCUCCUGUGGGCUGACCACAGCUGGAGCCCUGCCCUUUCCCCAGUAAACACACCUGCCAGCUUGUUGUUGUCCAGGUACUCAACAGAGUAGGUCUUCCCAAAGCCAGGGACACGGAUCUGUACACCAGGGGCAUUGGACACGCGCCCAGAGCUGCGGUUGUAGACAACCCUGAGGGCAGUGGGACAUUCAGCAGCCCAGUAGCCAAGGGGCAGAGUGUGGGGGCUGGGGCAGAGGGGGUGGCACACACCUGGUGUUAUCUAUCCAGCAGUCCACUCCAAGGGGUAGGAACAUAUUGAGAUCCAGCCAGAUGGUGAAGAAGUCCUCUGUCUUGCGGUAGCACAUCCAGUUCACCACAUCUGGUUUAUCCAGCUUGGCUUCCAGUUGAUUCCCCAGGCAGCCAGGCACUGUGGGCACUAGCCUUCAUUCUGAAUUCCUUGCAUUCCUCCCCACCCUUCUGCCUGUCCCCCCAGCUCCACCCCUUCAUCUCCCAUGCCCUCAACCCCCAGGAACUAAGGAUGUGAUCCUUUCUGAUAACAUCCCCCCCCACCCCAUUCCCCCGGCAGCCCAAAGCCCUGGUUCCCCUCAGGCAGGGGAGGUGCAGGGGCCAAGGCCACUGACCCAUGUCCCCAUAAGGAAAACACCUAGCUUGGCUCUCCAUUAAUGCCAAAGUCCAAGGUGAAAACAAAUAAGUAUGGGAGAAUGGGGGCUGGAGACCUGUUUUCCAAGGGCCGGGCACCUUGUCCUUGCUGGGGUGGGGGCUGAGUGGCUGCAGCUGACCACAGUUUGUAACGCCCUGGCUAAGCCCUCAGGCAUACCCGCCCCCAACUCCACCCCCCUAGGGAAAUCAGCUCAGAGACAGGAACAGGUGGUGGGGGAAGGGGUGGAUUUCUCUGCAGGACAAGCCUUUGGACCCUCAAACACUGAGGCAGGUAUCAGGGCUAAUGCAGGGGCAGAAGGGCCAUGGCAGGGUCUGCUACCAGGGGCUGGGGUCCAAGCUCCCUGAGGUCUGGCCUGGUGCAUCAGGGGCCUGUGGGGGCUUACCGAGGAUGACGGGCCGUGUGUGGUUACUGAGCUCAGCCUUGGGCGUGGUAUGCGGGGGGAAGAGCACAUUGAAAAGCCAGAAGGGGGUGGCAGAGGGGAGCAGCAGCCCCAGCAGCAGGAGCCCCCAUUGCCAUGGGGAGCCCGACGGCCCCAUUCCAGCCCUAGUGCCUACUGCCCAGUGAAGCAGUCCCGGGCUGGCCUUAUCUGGAGUGGGGAUGGGAGGGGCCCUAAGGCCAGUGGGAGGGACAGCCCAGCCAAUGGGGGUGGCCAGACAUUGCCGGAAAGGGACAUAGCCUCAGGGAGCCAGCUCUGGGCCUGGUUUCAGUUCCGCCUUCUUCCCUUGGUGCCAGGGGAAACAGAGACGGGGCAGUAGGAGGCCCAGAAGUACACAAUGUUUUAUUGAAAAAAGUCAGGCCUCAGCUGGACAGUUCCAUUGCGCUUUGCUCCGUGGGGGUCCCUGCCCACAGUAGCCUGAGCCAGAUCUUCCUGCAGGUGGGCUGGGCCAGACCCCCCUCCCUCACCACCCCUUCCCCUCCUCUCUGAUGGUGACAUCCAAACAAUAAAUAUGCAAUAAAUAGCAUUCCUGGGCAGGCUGCCUUCAAAUCCCACAUCAGCUCCCACCAGUCCUCUCCUGGGGUGCUGGAUGGGAAAGUCCCCAAACCUCUCAGGGUCCGUCAGUACCUUGGAUCCUUCUCCAUUGCCAGGCCCAGUCCCAGUCUCCAAGGAGACCUAGCAAAGCUGGGUCCGGGGCAGGGCCAGGCAAAGCAGGACUGGUGGGUGGGUGCUGGGAGGGGGCUGCUACCCUGGACACCUCCACUCUAAGCCACAAGUGUAUAUGAGGCUCAGGAGUAGAUGGUGAUCACUUCACGGCCACCGCCACGCACCAACAGCACACGCUCAAGGCCUUCGGUCAGCACCUCCAGGAACUCCAUGUCUGUAGAGCAUCAGGUCAAGGAGGCAGCACCAGGACCAAGGGCACCCAGGGAAAUCUGGCCUACUAAUCAGGGCUGGGGUAAGCUCUCACCCCCUCAUCUAGAGAGAAGAGCUCCUGGCCUGACCUCCUGUGUGUCCACCUCCCCACUGCCUGCCUCUCCACAAAAGGAUACAGUUCUCAUCACCUUCGCUGUUCUUGGGUGGGCCAGGCAUGUUCAGUAGGACCAGGCGGGCAUCGUGGGAGCGAGUGACAAUGACUUCAUUGAGCUUCACAGCGGUGUGCAUGCGCCGCACAUUGGACUGGUCCCUGCAGGUAAUGCAGCUGAUCGUGGGCCCCACCUCUGGCCCCCCCAAAGACUGUGUACGGCCCCAUCCCACCCCCACACUCCAGUGUGGUUGGGUCCAUUCUUGCUGCACUCACGGUUUAAUAUGCACUAGCUCCCGGAAAUUGUCAGGGGCGUGGCUGGGGUCCCAGGACUCAGCUGCCAUGUACUUGUCCCGAGUCCAUGUCAUCUGGAUCUUGUCAGCCCCAGCUGCAGAGUCAUCUUCCUCGUCCGAGUACAGGCUCUCCAGGCGCAGGGCUGAGUGCCGGUCCUUGACCAGCUGGGCCUGAGGAAAAUCAGAGGAGGUGGCCUCAGUUCCAUGGGAAAAGGGGGGCCUCAUUCUGAUGUCCCAAACUAAUGGUGUCUCCAAAGGCCUGACCUGCCACCCACCCCUACCCCAAACAAGAAAGCCACUGACUUCUCGCUCCCGCUCUGUCUUGGUCAGCCUCAUCUGCCGCAGCAUCUGGGACCGCUGUUCCAUCAUUAGUGUCCGCUCAUAGGUAUAUGCAGAGAUGUCGCUGUUAUGCUAGGGAGAGAGUGGGCCAUGAAGAAUGGGCUGCAUGGGACAGGGUAUCCACAGGGCCACAGGGGCAGGUGACUCACCAUCUCUACCACCUCCACCUCUGCCUCAAGGCGUAGGUGGUACAGGAAGAUGGCCAGAUCCUUCUUCAUCUGGAUGCUGUUGUCAUCCAUCUGGGCCACCGUAAAGAUGCGCAUCCGGCACUUCCUCCACACCUGUGGCACGGGAGCAGGUGGGUGGUUUAGUCACAUUCCACCCCUCCAAGGGCCCAGCGCUUGCCACCAGGGCCCACCCACCAGGCCCACCUUGUGCUGGCGCAGCAGAAAGGGCAAAAGCAUAAGCAUGCCACCGUCGUGCACAAUCCACCACACGUCAAUGUGGCCCUCUAGGUAGCGUUCAUGGUUGCUGGGGUAGAAGGCGAUGUUCUUGGGCACGAGCAGGGCCAAGUGCGCUGCUGUGGUGCAGCGCACGGUGUC